CGGUCAGCGGAAGUACACAUGCGCUCUGUGGCAUAACUUAGCACAUUGUCAACAAAAUAAACGAAACAGAUUUAGUAGUUUGUACUCGAAGUUGAGCAUGUUCUUUAUGACCUCUUAUAGAAAUUAGUAACCGUUUUUGGGGAUGGAUUUUAGUUUCGGAUGGUCUCGUGGAAAUGUUAGACAUAUGAUUAAACCCCACUGUCUUUAGAAUUAGAAUAUUAUUUAUUUUACCUGCAUGCGUAUGACGUUUUCUUUGUCCAAUAUAAUGAUGACCAGACGUAUAAUGCAAAGCAAGAGGAGUAGCAGUAUUGGGGUGACAAUCACCCUCUGGCUUUUUGGUCUUCAUCUUAUAUGUGCCCACAAUGUGAAGUCCCCAACAGCCCUAACUAUUAAAGAGGACUCUGGUGAUCUUAACCAGGUUGAAGAGACACAGUUAGAGGACGAGGAUCCUGAGGACCUGGAGGUGUUUCAUCCCACAAACAAUUGGCAAACUCUCAGACCAGGUCAAGCAGUUCCAGCAGGUUCUCAUGUCCGACUGAAUCUUCAGACUGGGCAAAGAGAGGUCAAGCUGGGAGAGGAGGAAGGUCUCAAAUAUUGGAGAGAUGGAAAUAGGCAAGGAAUGAUGAACAUGCAGGCCCCUUCAUUCACAGCUCAGGAGUUGAAAGAGGCUCUGAAAUAUUUCAAAGAAGGAACAGAUGAUUCUUCAGGCACUAAACAAGAUGAAGAAGAGGUGAGGGCCAAAUUUCGCCCCAUCGAAGAGCUGAAAAAAGACAUGAAAGCCCUUGACAUGCUGAUAGAGACAGAUGUUCAAGUUAUGAAGAGACUUUUAACCCAAUUCAAUGAUUCUAAAAGCACAAGUGAAGAAAAAGUCGCCGCUCUUCUUGACCUGGAGUACCUUGUGCACCAGGUGGACAAUGCCCAAAAUAUGGUGUCCAUGGGAGGAAUGCAUCUGGUUAUAAAUGCUUUAAACAGUACAGAUGUUCGUCUUCAGGAGAGUGCUGCCUUUGUGCUUGGAUCGGCUGUUUCAAGUAACCCAUCAGUGCAAGUUGAGGCGGUAGAAGGCGGUGGAUUACAAAAACUGCUGACAUUACUUGCCACUCAACGACCAAUGGCAGUUAAGAAAAAGGUGUUAUUUGCUGUGGCCUCACUACUGCGUCACUUCCCGUUUGCUCAAAGUCACUUUUUGAAGCUUGGUGGUGGGCAGGUGCUUGCCGAACUGUUUCAAACACCAGGCGCAGAGGCCCUGCGUGUGAGAAUCAUUACAGUCCUCUAUGAUAUGAUUGUUGAGAAGGAGCUGAUAUCACAGGCAGGUCUGGACCUUAUACCAGAUUCCACUCACCAGGAACGUUUGCGACAAUAUGCUGAAGUGUCCCUUCUGCCCGUGCUGGUAGAGCAGGGGUGGUGCAGCCUUGUGCCUGAGCUUUUAGCUUCUUCCGAGCAUGAUUGGGUAGAGAAGGCUCUGCGCACUCUGCUUGCCAUGAUGGCUCAGUGUCAGACUCAGUAUAAACAGAACCCCACCCUGAUGGCUUCUCUUAAUGAACUGCACAAACAGUAUAAAGAACUGGCCCUCACAGAGCAGGACAUAGGGGAGCAGGAUGGUUACUUUGGGGAGAUCCUGGCCCUUGUGGACUCUAUGGUGGUUAAAAUGCAACAUGUGUAGAAUGGUACAGCUGCAUUCUCGGAAUAUCAAGAUAAAAUAAAAGGAUUUAAAAAUUG
Molecule: messenger RNA, 1716 nt
Organism: Myxocyprinus asiaticus (Chinese sucker)
Lineage: Eukaryota; Metazoa; Chordata; Actinopteri; Cypriniformes; Catostomidae
Gene: sil1
Product: SIL1 nucleotide exchange factor
Exons: 9
Coding region: 236-1660 (474 amino acids)
Source: RefSeq, a predicted model, not a curated record